Molecule: messenger RNA, 423 nt
Organism: Penicillium psychrosexuale
Lineage: Eukaryota; Fungi; Ascomycota; Eurotiomycetes; Eurotiales; Aspergillaceae
Exons: 2
Coding region: 1-423 (140 amino acids)
Source: RefSeq, a predicted model, not a curated record
AUGGACCUCGAAGGACGAAAUAUUGCCGACUUUGACUUUCCUCGCAUCCCCGAUACAAUUGUCAACGUCAUCAAAGGUCACGCUAUUCAUCAGGCCCUACGCGAGGAGCUUCACCUUAACCCAGUUGUGAUUUCGUUGAUGAAGCGACUGCCAUAUUUGCGAUACUCGGGAUCAGCGGUGGAUAUCGAGUUCAUCUAUUCAUACUCCCGAGCAUUUGUGCAUAUCGAGGACUAUGAAAUCCGUGGGGGGCGCGAUCCGGAUCGGUUUAGCUAUAAAAAGCCGAGGCCAGACUUUCAGCAGGCUGAGUGGAAGACUGCUUCAAAGGUUACUUGGAAGCGGAUUCAGCUUGGUGAUCCAGAUUACGAGACUGACAAUGAUGAUGAGCUUGAGCCCGAGGUAUUGACGAACGGUCAAGAUGACUAG